Dendroctonus ponderosae (mountain pine beetle) is the source of this 1473-nucleotide messenger RNA. It is a transcript of the gene cu, whose product is annotated as nocturnin. NCBI's taxonomy places the organism in Eukaryota, Metazoa, Arthropoda, Insecta, Coleoptera, Curculionidae. Gene Ontology annotation, molecular function: 3'-5'-RNA exonuclease activity. The record is from RefSeq and is a predicted model, not a curated record.
UUUUACGCGACAUAAGUUCAAGAUCUCCGAGCCAAGCGACUCUCUUUUGUGCGAAUAGAGGCGAAAUUUGAACGGGAAUUGAAAUUGCCACCCUCCGUCAUGGACUUAGAGGCGAUAAAGGAACAGUUGAGUGUGGUGGAGGAUUUGGCGGAAGCCUUUUCCGACGUCAGUCUUCUGAGUGGGAAAAAAGUGCAGAUGCGACUGGCGGCCAAAAGUCUUGCGUUGAAAUACGGAUACGUCAAUGAAAAUGAGGAGUUCGUUCCUCCUCCGGAGGUGCUUCUCUAUUUAGUGAGAAUGGGCAGCUUUAAUUCGGCCUCAAAGAUCAUCAACGACGAUUGCCAGGACAAUGACGUGAACCUGCCGAAGAACAUUAGCAGAUCUGAACUUCUGCAAUAUUGCCAUGAGCGCCCUUACGGCCAACUGAUGUUCAAAAGAGCCUUCAAAAAAUCCAAUGGGAAACGAGCAGACGAAAGCGACAACAUGGGGAUCAAACUCAGAAAAUUGCACGCUGUUACCGAAGUUUGCAGUGACUACACGACCAGUCCUCAUAGCCUGCGGCUGUUCCAGUGGAAUAUAUUGUCUCAAGCUUUGGGCAAAGAAAACGACAACUUUGCAAGAUGCCCCGAAGAAGCCCUGGAUUGGAACCACCGCAAGUACCUCAUUGUGGAAGAAAUCAUCGAAUACUGCCCAGACGUGAUUUGCUUGCAGGAAGUCGACCAUUUCCACUUCCUCAAGCACGUGCUGGAAACUCAGGGCUACACUGGCAUGUUCUUCCCCAAGCCAGACUCGCCGUGCUUCUAUAUCGACGGGAAUAACGGCCCUGAUGGCUGCGCGAUCUUCUUCCGAACCGACAAGUUCGAGCUGCUCCGCGCGGAAACUCGAAUAUUGGAAAUUUGGCGAAUACAAAGCAACCAGGUGGCCCUACUGAUGAUCCUCAAAGUGAAGCAAACUGGACAGGAGAUUUGCGUGGUCACCACGCAUCUGAAGGCCCGAAGAAGCGCGCUAUUGGCCACUUUGAGGAACGAGCAGGGCAAAGACUUGCUGGAGUUUGUCAGGCAGAAUUGCGGCGAUAGACCGACGAUUUUAAGCGGGGACUUUAACGCCGAACCUGCGGAACCCAUUUAUGGAACGGUGUUGGGCAGCGGCCAACAUUUGGCCAGUGCCUAUGCCGAAUGCGCUGGAAAUGACUGGAUUCCAUCAGACAAACGGGAGCCUCCCUACACCACCUGGAAGAUACGGGACGAGGGCGAAGUGUGUCACACAAUCGACUACAUUUUCUACUCAAAAAACAAACUCGAUGUUGAUGGAGUGUUGGAACUGCCCACGGAAAAGGACAUUGGACCGGACCGAGUCCCCAGUUUGCGUUACCCAAGUGAUCAUUUCUCCUUGAUUUGCGACUUUCGGAUACGAACUCACUCCAGUCAGGCCGAUAGUGAUACGAAUGUGAACACUUCUUAGGCUUUACCGAGACUC